AUGGCCGACGAACGUCGGAAGCAGGUGCUGAUAUCCCGUCGCACCACGUUGCUCGCCUCGCUAGGUCGUGCGGAGCAAUUCAUGACGCAAUACCAGGAGGAACGGGACAAGCUCGAGGUGGAUUUGCGGUUGGAAAACCUGGACGUGCUCUGGCAGGGGUUGGAAGAAGCUCAAACCGAAUUAGAGGACACAGAGGAGGAAAAUGAAGGCAUGGUGAGAAAUUUGACGUACCGCUCUAACUUCGAAUCGCAACUCUUCAAAAUAAAAGCUUUUCUACGCUCUAAACUUCCGGCUCCUAUUUCUAUGCAAGCUAAUCUCCCUCAAAUUACCGCUACUGGGGCUCCUUCCACUCUAAAGGGUCUAAAACUGCCUACUAUCUCAUUGCCUGAGUUUUCCGGGGACUAUAAAGACUGGCUAGCUUUUCACGAUACGUUUUUGGCGCUAAUUCAUACGAAUUUGGAGGUGGCAGACAUCCAAAAAUUUCAUUAUUUACGAGCUGCUGUUAAGGGUGAAGCCGCUCAGCUCAUCGAGUCGAUUGGGAUCAGUGCGGCCAAUUACCAGCUGGCAUGGGAUGCUCUUGUCAACCGUUAUGCGAACGAAUACCUGCUUAGGAAACGUCAUGUACAAGCUUUGUUGGACUGUCCGACGAUGAAGCGAGAGUCUGCAUCCGCCCUGCAUGCAAUAGUUGACGAUUUUGAAAGGCAUGUGAAAAUUCUUGGUCAACUAGGUGAACCGGUGGAGGCAUGGAGCACCAUGCUGGAGCACAUCUUGUGUACACGGUUGCAUGAUGACACUUUGAAAGCGUGGGAAGACUAUGCGUCCACUUUGGAUACUGUUACCUACAAGCACCUUGUCGAAUUCCUACAGCGUCGUAUGCGGGUCCUCGAAUCGAUUUCCGUCAAUCAGCACCAUCAACCAGAGCCAGCGCAGCCCCCAGCCUCUUUCUCCAAAAGGUCAUUCCCGAUGAAAGUUUCUUCCCAUGCUGCCGUCGAAAGUCCUUCCCUGAAAUGCUAUGCUUGCGAUCAACGUCAUCUGUUAAUCAAGUGCUACAAAUUCGAAAAGUUGCCGAUCUCCGAGAAAAUGAGUCUCAUUAAUUCCAAACGCCUUUGCCUCAAUUGCUUCCGCAACGAUCACCUCGCGCGAAACUGCAAUUCCAAGUACAGUUGUAAAGUUUGUCAGAAACGUCAUCAUUCGCUCAUCCACGCCGCCUAUGUAGACCAUUCCAACCAUGCUGCUACUCCGUCUUCGUCGAGCGCUUCCACAUCUUCUGUGCAAACCAACGUAGCUACCACCGAAUCAGUUCCUCUAGUAUCAGCUUCCACGAUAGCAGAACCCGAAAAUCAAGUGUGCAGUGUGCCGAUGCAAGGUUGUGGAAGAAACGUCUUCAUGCUGACAGUAGUUCUGAAAGUCGUCGAUUGUUAUGGUCAGGAACAUCUGGCGAGAGCAUUGUUGGAUUGUGCAUCGCAGCCGAACAUCAUCUCCGAAAACAUGGCGCAGAUAUUACGUUUGCCAAGAAGUAAGGUGAAUGUUUUGAUCCAUGGGGUGGGUGAAAAACCGCAACAAGCUCGGAAUUCGGUUCGAACUCAGAUUCGCUCCCGAAAAGAAGAAUUCGCUAUCAACGUCGAUUUUCUGGUCCUCAAAAGUGUCAUUCCAAAACUUCCCACACGAUGUAUCAGUUGA
Messenger RNA from Armigeres subalbatus, 1680 nucleotides. RefSeq lists its product as uncharacterized. The coding region runs from base 1 to 1680 and encodes 559 amino acids. Lineage: Eukaryota; Metazoa; Arthropoda; Insecta; Diptera; Culicidae. The record is from RefSeq and is a predicted model, not a curated record. The transcript has a single exon.